Messenger RNA from Sphaerulina musiva SO2202, 2656 nucleotides. RefSeq lists its product as uncharacterized. The record is from RefSeq and is a predicted model, not a curated record. Lineage: Eukaryota; Fungi; Ascomycota; Dothideomycetes; Mycosphaerellales; Mycosphaerellaceae. The transcript is spliced from 2 exons. Bases 382 to 2517 code for a protein of 711 amino acids.
ACAUCAUAGCAAGCAAGGAUUAGCUGUCCACCACGCGAUCCCUGUGAUAUUCUGCCACAAACCGCAUCUUCCUGCUGCGCUGCGCUUCUCUCUGCGUUCCACGCGGCCUGUCAUCGAAACGCAGCAGGUGGACCUCUAGCUCCGUAGCAUCGCCAUUACUUCGCUGUACGCUUUGAAGGUUAUCCAAGAGCCUUCUUCUAGCGGCAGUGCAGCCCGAAACGGCUCGCUACAUUCCAGGGUGCUUACUCUCAGGCACAUGGGAGGGCUAAGAAGGGCUACCACCUUGCUAAGCCAGCUCCGGAAACAUAAAGACCUCCAGCCCACACACUGCACAGGUCUCACUACAGGAUACCAUCCAAAUAUCAAGUGUCGUGCCGAAACAUGGCGGGAAGGCCGACUGAGAACAACCACAAUGACGGGAAGAAAGCCGUGCCAUGGCCGCAUGAAGCGACGGCACACCUAGCCUGGGCCGACAGAGUGGAUCAGCUGCACGCCACCACUCCAGUUAUCAGCGUCUCGCGACACCAUCCGCUGAGAGUACUGUCAGCACUGCUGGUGGCCACGGCUAUUCUUGUAUUCUGGUCUGAUAAUCCUCUAUCUCACCAUGGGCUGCAGCCGACGAUAACCAGACGCUCCGUAGCACCGAUCCCACCAACUGUUGGUCGAACGCUGUUGGAAGACUUCCAGGUCUACCCUCCUGUUUUGACAGUAACACCUGAUGGAGUUCUCGAAAUCACUGAUGGGUCCUCCAACGCGAGUGUCGCCAUCAUACCCAGCACGGCCCCAAGUUGUCAGAGCACGCUGGUGGAGUACUCCUUCGCCUCGUCUUAUGGCCAGCCAUAUGUCGGAUCUUACACUCCCCCUUCGUGCCAAUUCAAUCGCAUCAGCUGGAACCUCACAGUGGUGUCUGCUGGGAAGCAAUUCGACAGACUCGGCACCGUUUCGUUUGGCGAUGUUGAGCUGUUCCGCACCUCUACUGCAGAGCCUACCAAGACCGGCAUCACGUGGACAUACAUCAAGGAUAUGACAAGCUUCCUAUCGCUCUUCAAGACGAGCCAGACGAUCAUCUUUGACCUGGGCAAUGUCAUCAAUGACAUCUAUACUGCACCUUUCAAUGUCACCCUUACGGCAGCAUUCUUCACUGCUCCUGACUCGGUAGUACCUGCAGAUCUCGUCAUACCCGUAUCCAAUAGGCGGGGCUCCGCCAGUCAACCGAGCUACUUUCGGUUUCCGAAUGAGACGGCUGCGAAUGAUAUCACAUUGCCUCAAAAUGUGAAAAAGGCAUUCUUCACUAUUGCUGCUACUGGACAAGCACUGGAAGAGUUCUGGUGGGGUAAUGUCCUGCAGUCCCAGGUGGACACGUUCGGCAGUGGUAAUUCUUCGCUGCCCGGCUAUUCUCCUUUUCGGGAGAUUCAAUUAUACAUCGAUGGUAUGAUGGCUGGCGUCGCAUGGCCCUGGCCUGUCAUCUUCACAGGAGGUGUCGUUCCUGGUCUAUGGCGUCCUAUUGUUGGCAUCGAUGCCUUCGACCUGAGGGAGGACGAAAUUGACAUCACACCCUGGCUAGGUCUGCUCUGCGAUGGUAAAAGCCAUAACUUUGCGAUACGCGUAUCAGGGCUGAAUGACAGUUCGAAUGGUGCUGCCACACUCUCCAAUACCACCCUGGACGAUUGGUAUCUUGCAGGCAAAAUCUUUCUGUGGCUCGACAAUCCGGGCCACAUCACCACAGGCAGCAGGCCACAACUUCAUCUACCUGAUCCCUCCUUGACAGUCUCGUCGCGUAUCCACGUUGCCGCGAACGGCUCGAAUAGCAGUCUCGCGUACACUGUACAGGCUCGUCGGCAGCUGUCCAUCUCAUCGACAAUCAAGACUUCAAAUGCAAGCGUUCUCGCCUCCUGGACGCAGCAGCUGGGCUCUCAAUACGAUGGCAACUACACUUCUGCGGGAGAUCAGACCAGCACUCUCCACACGACCGGGCAAGAUAGGUCAGCAAAUGGUUACGCGCGGACCUUGGACUACUCGCUGUACUCUUACAGCACCCAAGCAUUGGCGACCAACGGCAACUUGACCUUGACUGCCGCUCUCAGUUCGGGUAAGCAGGUGCAGACACUUGGACAAGCGGUCUUUCCGACAGGAUUAGAGUCAUUCUCCGCUAUGCAAGGCUUCCAUGAGAAGUAUCAGUCCUAUCAAGGCGCAUCCCUCGUGACAAGGCAGAAUGGUACAGCGUUCUAUACCAGCAACCAGACGGAGCAUACGUCCUUUAGCUAUGGUACGACAGAACAGGAAAUGAGCUUUUCCGGAGUCCGAUGUACGUUCGAUGAGCCUGCAGGAUACGAAGGUCCGAAACUCACGUCGGCCAAGGAACUAUUCCAUCGCCACGUCCUUGCAGUCAACGGUAGCGUGGUCAGAGACGAGGAGACACUGCUUGGCUCAGACAUUGGACAUUAUUACGGGGCAGCAAGUGAUGACAGAGAAAUGGUCGUAUCUGGUAUGCCGGGUCGGAUUCAUAGCGGACUGUGAAGGGGAUGGAAUAUGUCGGUCAAAACUUUAAACGUUGAUUGCGGAUUUUGCUCGGAAGUUUUUUCUAUUUUUCGCCAAGACGAGCGGUCAUUAGUACCUGUACAAUGUAUAUACCCUUAUUUUCGAGAGAAAGUUUGAC